Molecule: messenger RNA, 1246 nt
Organism: Trifolium pratense (red clover)
Lineage: Eukaryota; Viridiplantae; Streptophyta; Magnoliopsida; Fabales; Fabaceae
Product: protein TORNADO 2-like
Exons: 2
Coding region: 127-936 (269 amino acids)
Biological process (GO): auxin-activated signaling pathway
Cellular component (GO): plasma membrane; plasmodesma
Source: RefSeq, a predicted model, not a curated record
UUUCUAUGAAUUGUCCUAGUCUCCAAGCCCCAAACACCAUUUCAUUUUUAUUCAUCUUGAAACAAUCAACAAAAUCCACACCCCCAUCUAAAUCCCAAAACCCCCCUAAUAAUUUCCUCCAAAAAAAUGGCAAUGAGCAACAACAUCAUAGGAUUCAUAAACCUACUUGCUGUAAUAAUCUCAAUCCCAAUCAUUGGUGCUGGAAUCUGGCUAACAAACGAACCAGCAGACACAUGUAUCAAAUUUCUCCAAUGGCCAGUAAUAAUCCUAGGUGUUCUUCUCUUAAUUGUCUCUCUAGCUGGUCUCAUUGGUUCUUUUUGGAGAAUAUCAUGUCUUCUCAUAUUCUACCUAGUUGCUAUGCUUGUUCUCAUUAUACUUCUUGUUUGUUUGGUUGUUUUUGUUUAUAUGGUCACUGUUCGUGGUCAUGGUAUGAUUGAACCUAAUAGAGCUUAUUUGGAAUAUCGUUUGGAUGAUUUUUCUGGGUUUUUGAAAAGAAGAGUUAGAAGUUCUUUUAAAUGGGAUGCUAUUAGGAGUUGUCUUAGUGAAACUAAUAUGUGUGCUGAGUUGAAUCAGAAUUUCAGAAUGGCUCAAGAUUUCUUUAAUGCUCAUCUUACACCAAUGCAGUCAGGGUGUUGCAAACCACCAACACAAUGUGCAUACACAUUUGUGAACCCAACUUAUUGGAUUAGUCCAAUAAACAAUGCAGCAGAUAUGGAUUGUCUUCAAUGGAGCAACGACCAAACACAACUUUGUUACAAUUGUGACUCAUGCAAAGCUGGUUUGUUGGCAAAUCUUAGAAAGGAAUGGAAAAGAGCUAAUGUGAUUUUGAUAAUCACUGUUAUUGUUUUAAUUAUCGUUUAUUUAAUCGGGUGUUUUGCUUUUAGGAAUGCCAAAACUGAAGAUCUCUUUCGCAAAUACAAACAAGGCUAUACUUAACUUGAUGAUCACAAGAUUCAAAUAAUAGUAGUAAUAUUAUGAUUGUGAUGUAAAACUUGGUGAUGAACAUUUUUUUUUUGUCGGUAGACAAAGUCACUAACCAAAACUCAAACACCUAUGAUGUCUCAAAUUCGAACCAAAAUGAACGUGUUCAAUCUGACAAUAUCAACAUUGAAUGUUGAGUUAGAUUUUGUGAAUAUCGGAUCAUUUUGUUUAGUUUAAUUAGUGUCUUAUGUUGUUGUGUUGGGAGAAAAGUUUAAAAAAAUUCUAUGUAUGAAUUUGUGUGUUCCACUUUUUAUUGAGUAGAAAA